This is a messenger RNA of Fonsecaea erecta, 3477 nucleotides long. RefSeq lists its product as hypothetical. Gene Ontology annotation, molecular function: DNA binding; zinc ion binding. NCBI's taxonomy places the organism in Eukaryota, Fungi, Ascomycota, Eurotiomycetes, Chaetothyriales, Herpotrichiellaceae. The transcript has 2 exons. Bases 1 to 3477 code for a protein of 1158 amino acids. The record is from RefSeq and is a predicted model, not a curated record. Gene Ontology annotation, biological process: DNA-templated transcription.
AUGUUCGAUGCGCUUCGCCAGGGGACCGGAAGUGAUCUGCGACUGAAAGAGCUGCUGACACCUGAGACAUCAACCACAGACUCAGGAUCUGAUGGAAAUCCACCAAGAACAAGCCUGAGUCUGGAUAUGUUUCAAUCCACGUACCACGGACUAGCGAGGGAACCUUCUGACCUCAGCAUGCCUCUCUCGGGUUUGAGAUUGAGUAAUGGCGAAUCAAAGCCAGAAGACCCAUUUUGGACCCAUAUCUCUGAUGAGAUUGAUCAACUCAAUCACCUGAUGCGACGUCGGGAUAAUACCUACGCAAGCUCGAUCAGCCCAGAGAACAAGCAGUGUGACCGGCCUCGAGAGUGGGUUCCUCCCGCCGAUCCAGAACGUGAGCAAGAAGAAGACACCGUCGGUACAACCGAUUUUCACAAAGAAGCUGGAGACAAGAUCCUGGAAGCCCUCGAUCCGGACAGCCAUUGCCCAAUAUGUCAACUAAUGCCAUUUACAAAAUCCAGUCUAUUACAAGAUAUCCCAAUCAAAUGUACGCCAGCGACCGCUGUGCGGCAUCUGGCGCAGAGCUUUCCUACCAGAGCACAGAGCAAUGUCCUUUUCAGAUGUUGGCUAUCAGGAGUGUAUCCAAUUCUAGGCCUUCUGCUUCCCUCCGAGGUGAGCAAGAAACACGAAGAAUUCUGGGACCAGGUCGAGUCGAAUGGAUUCUCAGAGGCAACUCUCAGAGACUUGGACUUUUUGGCCGUGCUGCAUGCGAUAUGGUAUGCAGGGUCGUUGAGCAUUUCCACAAAGGGCCUUCGGCAAUGGUUUCCUCACAACUCGAGAGCCAGGCUUAGCACCCGUUUCCACGAUCAGGUGGUGUUUUGCCUUCUGAUCAGUUGCUUCGCCCAGAAUAUCAGCCUGUACAAACUUGCGGCCUUGGUCCUCCUGCAAAGUAUGCCAAUUGCUGAAGAAGAUCCGUUACAAAGCAGCCUGUACCUGUCGCUGGUGGUAAGGUUGGCAUUGACCAUGGGCUUACACAGAGAGCCCACUCUGUUUGGGCUAUCUGUAACCGAGGAAGCCAUGCGACGACGGCUCUGGUGGCAGAUCAUCCAGCUGGAUAUCUCUCAUGUUGUCGCGAGCGGCUACCCUUCUCAGAUCUCUGAGAAAUUUUGCGACACAAGAAUCAACUGCGAGGACAGGGAUGCUCGAGUGUCCGAGGAUGGAUCCACAGGCGCUGAUUCGGACAAGUCCUCGAAGAAUUCGUCGCCCUACAGUGCAACGUCGAACGGAGAGAGCAACCCAAGAGCCUUUGGUACAGGCUCACUUCUGGCAAGAGGGAAGUCGAUAAUGGCGUGUGCAAUGCGAAGCGUUGUGUCCCUUCAUCUAGAAACGAAAAGACUCACGAAUGGAGACAUGCAAGAAAUGAAAAGCAUCAUGACUGAAGCAGCAGUCCAAGUCAACGCGAUUUUAAGGUCGAUUCCCAGCAAAGGAUUGCCGGAAAUGGGAUUCAUCCCAGAUAUGACCAGAGAAAUACAACAACGUGUGGCAGAUACCGAUGUGCUGAUGAGCAGCCCCAUCACUUCGAAUGAUGUUGCGUUUUACAAGACCCCUGCCAACAAGAAUGAUAGCUCGUGGCCAUUGGCGGCCUACUAUCGUCAGAAGCAAACUGCCUACAACAAAUGGGCCCGAAUUCAUCUAUCUAUGCUGAUCGAUAAACUCCAUUGUGUUUCGUAUGCGCCAUUCCUGAAGAAUACAAAGAGUAAGCUGUGGGAUAUGGGCAGACAAUGUGCCCUGCAUAAUUGCCACAGCUUCCUAAGAAAAUUCAUAUCACUUGCAAGUGAUCCGGACUUGGAACCUUUCCGUUGGGGUUGGCCCACGGCGUAUGGGCCCCUCCAUGCGGCUUUGAUAGUUCUUGUUGAUCUUUACGAAAGGCCCACUAGCGUUGAGGCACCUAGGUCGAGAGAAUUAGUUGAUAAGAUGUUUGAGCUGGCAGCUCCCGGGGCUGGCAUCGUCGGCGGUCCCGAUGGUGUCACUGUUCAACGACCGCUACGGGAGGGUGGUGUUGAAGCGUGGGACAUGCUGCGAGGCCUUCGAUCAGCUGCCUGGCAAAGAGCAGGGCUCGAUCCCACAGUGCUUUGGACAGUGGCCGAUCAAGUCGAGCUUGGCAUCGCGAUCCCAUUGACGGAUGCCCAAAAGAUUGCUCAAAGUCUCCGGGAAGAUUCGAUUUAUGACACCAAACCCCUGGCUUCUGAACAUCCCGUUUUAUAUACGGAAGAUUCACAAACAGAACAACAGAUCACGGAACAAGGCGUCAAAUAUCUCGAGCAAUUGGCCCACAAAGAACUCGGUAGUGAAGGCAGUGGAACGGAAGGGCUCCUUUGCUCUCAAGCUUUGCGGAACAAUUUUCCACAAACUCUUGUCAACGACUCUGGAUCAAAUGGCGGCCGAGUACUGGCACGGCGUGACGGUCAGCCGAAAAUGCCAUUCCCCCUCAGCAAACGCAUGGAGAAAUGCUCUGGUCACGCAGCGGCCGCCGACUCUGCGCCGGUCCACACCUUGCAUCUCCAUUCACAUGUGCCCAGAGCGGAGGGGGAGCCUCGUGCAUGUCCUACACAGACCACGCCGCCCUUGGGCGGACUUGAAGCGACGAAUGGCACACAGACCGUGCCGCCAAAUUCGUAUGCAUCGGGUCAACAUAGCUGGGGGCAAAUGUCCGCCAAUGCUGUAACUGGCACGCAGCAGGAUUUAUUUAACAAUCAGUCACCGAAGCAGCAAACCGUUGAGGCAUCUUACGGAAACGGCUAUGUGAAUGGUUACAGCGGCGGACUGCCCGAGCACCAUGAAGAGUCACACAAGGAUCAGAGCUUCGUCUAUACCGAGUUACACCGGGGUGACACGGAUAUGAACAUGGGCUUCGACUGGGAGCGUUGGGAUUCUGUGUUUGGGCAAUACUCUGGAUUCACGGAUUUGAUGGAGGAUGUAACUGCAUGGAGUGACAUUCUGAUAUGCCAGAUGGAGUCCACCGACGAUCAGACUAUUUACACACCUGGGGAUGAUUUAUUCGACUAUUCCAAUGUGGUAACAUUCGCAGCCGGCUCUGGCAACAACCGCCAAUACUUUACAUUUGACGGACCACGACUCUGCCGUGAGUCUACGUACUUCGAGGGCCGGCUGCAUGGAGAUUCGCCCGAGGCAACGACUCGACAUUUUGACUUCGCAGACGUCGAUCCUGCCGCCCUCGCCUGUAUGCUGUACUGGUACCGUGGCUGGAGUUGUGGCUCCUGCGAGGAGGACGUCACUCAUAUCAAUACAACAUUGUCACUGGCCGAGAAGUGUCGCAUUCCCCGGUUCAAAGAACACCUGGUCAAGAAGAUGGAGGCACGAACAAACACUACGGACGUGGACAGGGCACAACGUGAUCUUUCAUCGUGGCUCUGUGGGGAUGACGAAGCGAAUGUUUCUGCCACCGACCUGGCCAAAGGUCAGGAAAGCCUGCCCUGA